UCGGAGCGCCGGACGCCGGCCGGCUGCGGUCCCCGCUGCAGCCGCUUCCUCCCGAGCGGGCUCGGCCCGGCGCGGCAGGCGGCCGGGGCGAUGUGAGCCGGGGCCCGCGGGCGCGGUCGGACCGCUGAGAUGUGGCUCAAGCCCGAGGAGGUGCUGCUGAAGAACGCCCUGAAGCUCUGGGUGACUCAGAAGAGCAGCUGCUACUUCAUCCUGCAGCGGCGCCGCGGGCACGGCGAGGGGGGCGGCCGCCUCACGGGUCGCCUGGUAGGUGCUCUGGAUGCAGUGCUGGAUUCCAAUGCACGGGUCGCUCCAUUUCGAAUUCUGCUUCAAGUGCCUGGGUCCCAGGUUUAUUCUCCCAUAGCAUGUGGUGCGACAUUAGAGGAAAUAAACCAGCAUUGGGACUGGCUGGAACAAAACCUCCUACAUACUUUGUCCGUCUUUGAUAAUAAAGAUGACAUUGCCAGCUUUGUCAAAGGGAAGGUAAAGGCUCUGAUUGCGGAGGAGACAAGCAGCAGGCUUGCCGAGCAGGAAGAAGAGCCUGAGAAGUUCCGAGAGGCCUUGGUGAAGUUCGAGGCCAGGUUCAACUUCCCGGAGGCAGAGAAGCUGGUCACCUAUUACUCCUGCUGCUGUUGGAAGGGCAGGGUUCCCCGCCAAGGCUGGCUGUACCUCAGCAUUAACCACCUCUGCUUCUACUCCUUCUUCCUGGGCAAAGAACUUAAACUUGUAGUCCCUUGGGUCGAUAUCCAGAAGUUGGAAAGAACGUCCAACGUCUUCCUGACGGAUACCAUCCGAAUCACCACGCAGAAUAAGGAGCGCGACUUCUCCAUGUUCCUGAACCUCGAUGAGGUGUUCAAGAUCAUGGAGCAGUUGGCGGACGUGACACUCCGGAGGCUCCUGGAUAAUGAGGUCUUUGACCUGGACCCAGACCUGCAGGAGCCGAGCCAGAUCACCAAGCGGGAUCUGGAAGCCAGAGCACAGAACGAGUUCUUCCGGGCGUUCUUCAGGCUGCCGAGGCGCGAGAGGCUGCACGCCGUGGUGGGCUGCUCCCUGUGGACGCCUUUCAGCCGCUGUCACACCAUGGGGCGGAUGUUCGCCUCCGACCGCUACGUCUGCUUCGCCAGCAAGGAGGACGGCUGCUGCAAUGUCAUCCUCCCACUCAGAGAGGUGGUGAGCAUUGAGAAGAUGGAGGACACAAGUCUGCUCCCUAAUCCCAUCAUCAUCAGCAUCAGGAGCAAGAUGGCCUUCCAGUUCAUUGAGCUAAAGGACAGAGAUAACUUGGUGGAGAGCCUGCUCAUGAGGCUGAAGCAGGUGCACGCCAACCACCCCGUGCAUUAUGACACCUCACGAGAUGAAGACAUGACUUCACCUGUGUUUCAUUCAACAAGCAUGUGCAGUGACCACAAGUUUGGGGAUCUUGAAAUGGUGUCCUCUCAAAAUAGCGAGGAAAAUGAAAAAGAGAAGAGCCCGCGGCUCCACCCUGAGGCCCUGAUCUCUGUGUUCCAGCAGGCGGGCAGUCAGAGCCCCGACUCACGAAUGUCCAGGGAACAGAUAAAAAUAAGCCUGUGGAAUGACCACUUUGUGGAAUAUGGCAGAACUGUGUGUAUGUUCCGCACAGAGAAGAUCCGGAAGCUUGUAGCCAUGGGGAUCCCCGAAUCUUUACGUGGCAGACUCUGGCUGCUUUUCUCAGAUGCUGUAACCGAUCUCGCCUCACAUCCGGGUUACUAUGGUAAUCUGGUGGAGGAGUCCAUGGGAAAAUGUUGCCUGGUGACCGAAGAGAUAGAACGGGACCUGCACCGUUCCUUACCGGAGCAUCCCGCCUUCCAGAAUGAAACGGGAAUUGCUGCUUUGAGGAGAGUCCUGACGGCCUAUGCCCACCGGAACCCCAAAAUUGGGUACUGCCAGUCCAUGAACAUCCUGACCUCCGUUUUGCUGCUGUACGCCAAGGAGGAGGAGGCCUUCUGGUUGCUCGUUGCCGUGUGUGAGCGGAUGCUGCCCGACUACUUCAACCACCGAGUCAUUGGGGCCCAGGUGGACCAGUCGGUCUUUGAGGAGCUCAUCAAGGAGCACCUCCCCGAGCUGGCGGAGCACAUGAACGACCUCUCAGCCCUAGCGUCCAUCUCUCUCUCCUGGUUCCUGACUUUGUUCCUCAGCAUUAUGCCUCUGGAGAGUGCGGUGAGCGUCGUGGAUUGCUUCUUCUACGAUGGGAUCAAAGCCAUUUUCCAGCUGGGGCUGGCCGUGCUGGAAGCCAACGCCCAGGGCCUGUGCAGCAGCAAGGACGAUGGCCAGGCCCUCAUGGUCCUCAGCAGGUUUCUAGAUCACAUUAAGAAUGAGGACAGCCCUGGACCCCCCGUCGGCAGCCACCAUGCCUUUUUCUCCGAUGACCAGGAGCCCUACCCUGGGACUGACAUUGCCGACCUGAUCCGGGACUCCUAUGAGAAAUUUGGAGACCAGUCUGUGGAGCAGAUCGAGCACCUGCGCUGUAAGCACAGGAUCAGGGUUCUCCAGGGCCACGAAGAUACCACAAAGCAGAACGUACUCCGCGUUGUUAUCCCGGAAGUCUCCAUUCCUCCUGAAGACCUGGAAGAACUCUAUGACUUAUUCAAGAGAGAACACAUGAUGAGCUGUUACUGGGAGCAGCCCCAGCCCAUGGCCCCGCGCCACGACCCCAGCAGGCCUUAUGCAGAACAGUACCGCAUAGAUGCCCGGCAGUUUGCGCACUUGUUUCAGCUUGUCUCGCCAUGGACCUGUGGGGCCCACACGGAGAUCCUUGCUGAGAGGACUUUCAGGCUCCUGGAUGACAACAUGGACCACCUGAUCGAAUUCAAGGCAUUUGUGAGCUGUCUCGAUGUUAUGUAUAAUGGAGAAAUGAAUGAGAAAAUCAAACUGUUAUAUAGACUUCACAUUCCUCCAGCACUCACUGAAAAUGAUCGAGACAGCCAGUCACCAUUAAAGAAUCCUCUAUUGUCGACAUCAAGACCCCUGGUUUUUGGGAAGUCAAAUGGUGAUGCAGCUGAUUAUCAGAAACAGCUGAAGCAAAUGAUUAAGGAUUUAGCCAAAGAAAAAGAUAAAACAGAUAAAGAGUUGCCCAAAAUGAGCCAGAGAGAAUUUAUCCAGUUCUGUAAAACUCUGUACAGUAUGUUCCAUGAAGAUCCAGAAGAAAACAAUUUGUAUCAAGCCAUCGCCACAGUAACCACCCUGCUGCUGCAGAUCGGGGAAGUGGGGCAGCGAGGCAGCAGCUCUGGAAGCUGCUCCCAGGAAGGCGGGGAGGAGCUGCGGGCUCCAGCUCUUUCUCCAGAGCAGGACUCGGUUUUUGCAGACACCAGCCCUGGCAAGAUUGCCCAGGACUCCCAGACAUUUCCUGAAGAGGCAGAAGGGGACUGGACUGUGUCCCUUGAGCAUAUUUUAGCUUCACUUCUGACUGAACAGUCGUUAGUCAACUUUUUUGAAAAGCCGCUGGACAUUAAAUCCAAACUUGAAAAUGCCAAGAUCAAUCAGUACAGUCUCAAAACUCUGGAAAUGAGCCGCCAAUCACAGCCUGAACUCAAGCUGAGUAGCCUGUAGCAAGAGAGCGGGUUGCAGAGACGAGUCUGCCAUACCAAAGCAUGGAGCAGUUUUGUGAGUUGUCAGCCUUAAAAUCCAGAUUUUAGUUGAAUUCAUUCUGAGUGUAUUUUACAAGCUGGGUAUCUGGAUAAGCAACCUGACAGCCACAGCUGUGGCCAGGGGAAUUGAUGCAACCCUCAAGCAUUUCUAUUUAUUAAAAGAGAAUUAUUAGUUGGAUAUUACAGUGCUAUAGGGUAUCCAUACAUUAGUUCCCUUGAUGCUGUGACUUGCAAUUUCACUUUUAUCAGAUUUGCUGAAAUUUCAGGGCACUUCUGCUGUGAUGCUAGUUAUGACUUCGUUCUCAGAUGGAACAGAAGAGUCAAAUGUAUCAUACUAAUAAACCACAGACAAAAGCCCAAGCUCUCAUUUUUCACUUGGAUAAUGGGAGAGAGGUCACAAAUCAAGUUCACUUUCAAGAUCCAAGAGCCACUAUCUGUGCAAUUGUAUUUGGCUUUUUUUGCACUAAUUUUGUUUCAAUGCUGGUAAUUGAAACCAUUUUAAUAUAUUUGGUUGUAUUCACUUUGUCCUUCCAAAAAAGUUGUGUACAAACCAUGCUUUCAACGUUGGCCUCCAAGUUUUUUAAUAAAUAAAUUUUUGUAUU
Messenger RNA from Odobenus rosmarus divergens (Pacific walrus), 4201 nucleotides. RefSeq names its product TBC1 domain family, member 8 (with GRAM domain) (gene TBC1D8). The transcript is spliced from 20 exons. The coding region runs from base 130 to 3561 and encodes 1143 amino acids. The record is from RefSeq and is a predicted model, not a curated record. Lineage: Eukaryota; Metazoa; Chordata; Mammalia; Carnivora; Odobenidae.